Messenger RNA from Brassica napus (rape), 882 nucleotides. Its product is annotated as glutathione S-transferase T3-like. The coding region runs from base 1 to 882 and encodes 293 amino acids. The transcript is spliced from 3 exons. NCBI's taxonomy places the organism in Eukaryota, Viridiplantae, Streptophyta, Magnoliopsida, Brassicales, Brassicaceae. The record is from RefSeq and is a predicted model, not a curated record.
AUGGACCAUUUUUCCCUUAACUCUCCCGGGUUUGUUAACCUUUUAGCUUCGCAGAGCAGUCCACCAAUAGACGUAGACUCUGCUGAGGCAGCUGUUAACUCUCCCGGGUUAGUUAAACCAGCGGAAAGGAGAAAGUGGUCAACCAAAGAAGACAUUGUCCUGAUCAGUGCUUGGUUGAACACCAGCAAGGAUCCCAUAACAUUCCUUCCCAACUCACCACUUAUCUCCCUAGUUCUUGAUGAGCAGAAGUUAGGAGCGUUUUGGAAGAGAAUAGAGGAGUAUUUCAAUUCAAGUCCUCAGCUCAUUGGCUCCCUUCCUAGAGAGUGGAGUCAAUGUAAGCAGAGGUGGGGAAGGGUGAAUGCGGAGGUGUGCAAGUUUGUGGGAUGCCAUGAAACCGCUUUGAAGGAGCAAGCGAGUGGCCAAAGUGAGAAUGAUGUCAUGAAGGCUGCGCAUGACAUCUUCUUAAAUGACUAUCAUGUCAAGUUCACCCUUGAACAUUGCUGGAGGGAACUUAGGUUCGAUCAGAAAUGGAGAUCACACUCUCAGUCCAAGAAGAAAAGGAAGGAAGCUUGUGCGGAUGUGGUGCCUGACGAGGAGGAGUUUAGGCCUCCGGGUGUUAAGGCUAGCAAAGCAGCCAAACGCAAGAAGCCGAACAAAGCAGUUUUUGAUCAAAUACAGAGCAUCCUAGCUCAGAAAAAUACCAUAUCCAAACAAAAGAUCCUUGAUCGUCUCCUAGCCAAAAACAUAGACACACUAUCUGAUCAUAAAUUGAAGUGUCACGGGUUGGAGGUCACUGUGUUGCAGGUCACGGGUUGGAAGGUCAUGGUGUUGAUGGUAGUUCUGUACGUUUGUUUGUUUGCGGUUAGUUUAAGCCACGGGUAG